This is a messenger RNA of Pelodiscus sinensis (Chinese soft-shelled turtle), 6876 nucleotides long. Lineage: Eukaryota; Metazoa; Chordata; Testudines; Trionychidae. The record is from RefSeq and is a predicted model, not a curated record.
AUGGAGGAGCUGGAAGCUGGAGAUCUAUUACCAUGCAAGAUUUGUGGAAGGACAUUCUUUCCAACAGCACUGAAAAAGCAUUCACCCAUUUGCCAAAAAACUGCUACAAGGAAAAGGAAGGCAUUUGAUUCCAGCAGACAGAGAGCAGAAGGAACUGAUAUUUCCACAGUAAAACCUCUGAAACCACGGCCAGAACCCCCCAAAAAACAAUCCAAUUGGAGACGAAAGCAUGAGGAAUUUAUAGCAACUAUACGAGCAGCCAAAGGACUAGAUCAGACUCUCAAAGAGGGUGGAAAACUUCCUCCUCCUCCUCCACCUUCAUAUGAUCCAGAUUACAUUCAGUGCCCAUAUUGCCAGAGAAGAUUUAAUGAAAAUGCAGCUGACCGGCACAUCAGUUUCUGCAAGGAACAGGCAGCACGUAUUACUAAUAAAGGAAAAUUGACUGCUGAUGCAAAAGGGAAGCUGCCUGCCCGAACACAGUACAAGCCUGCUACUGUUAGAAAGGCACCUUCUACAGGAUCAACACCGUCCUCUUCACGCUUACCACAGCCAAGUAAUGUCAGCAAAACUGUUGUAGGUACGCCUACGAGUAAAGUGUUAUCUACAGGUGGGCCUUCUGGAAGCAAAAUUCAGACCUUAUCUCCAGCUCAUAAAAAUUCAGUGAGUGUGACAAGCCCACAAGCAGGUAAGACGGACAAGUUAGGCCCACCACUACGAACUGGAAGAGAUGUACAAAGGUUGUAUGACAGUGAUACAAAAACAGACAGUACCAUCAAAAGACCAAAUGAGUUGUUGCCCAUUAACAAAGGCAGCACCAUGAAAACUCGAAUAUCAACUCCUCCAAAUAUGGCAAAAAACACAGCCACAGGUGCUUUAGUAAACAAAAGGAAAAUCUAUAAUGCAGACAGCUACUCAAGCAGGUCUGAUGGUAAAAUUGGGUAUGAUAGUGGAGACUAUUCAUCCUCAGUUAAUGGAGGAAGUACAAAAAGCAGUGAUGAAAAUUCACCUGUACAGUUAUCAAAAUUUUGCCAUGAAUGUGGAACCAGGUACCCUGUGGAAUGGGCAAAAUUCUGCUGUGAAUGUGGAAUUCGAAGAAUGGUUGUUUGAAUGCAUUCUUAAAAGCUAACAAAACAAAAAGGAAGAAAUGUAGCGCUUCGGUUGCCUAUCACAGCAUGAAAUGCUAGAGCACUACUUCCAGUUAUAGUUCGUGCUGCAAAUACGCUGAAAUACCAUGUUUUAGUAACUGAGUGCAAUCCCUUUGGUUACAUAAUUAUUUAUAUAUAAAUAUAUAUACUGUAUAUAAAAGUAACAGGUAUCUAAAACUGUGCCAUUCAAGGACACUCUAAUCUCCGGAAAAUAUUUUAAGCUGAAAUAGACAUGUGUUUGGUAAUUUAGCAAAUAGAAAUGGAUCACUUUGUAUAAUACUAGGAUGUAAAAUAUUCUAGCUAUGAAACACUUGGGCUAAAAAAAAUGCUUCUGAGAAGGAAUCACAUAUACUUACUGGACACUUACUUAGAAACUGUAUUUUAAGGAAGUAUGAAAACUGCACGAGCAGCUCUUAACAACUUUCUAAUUAAAAUUUUAAAAGAUUGUCUUUGGUUAAAGAGAUUAAAUAUACUAUUCUAAAGAGAUUCCAUGGCUAUUUACUGGGUGUGCUUCUAAAAGAUUUGUUAAAGCAAAUGAACUAAAGUGCUAUGUGAACAUAUUGUUCACUUAUGCAAAGAAAAAUUGGAUUUCUGUAUAUCUCCCAACAUCACCUUUUCAGAUAAGAACCAGUGAAGUUUUACAUAUCGAAGCUAGCAAUAUUGAACCAGGCAUUUAAAAAAAAAAAAAAAACAUGUUUUUGAUAAUAUCAUACUUUCCUUUCCAUAAUUGUCCUUGAGUCUUAUCCAACAGCUCCACUCCCAAAGAUGUCUACAAGUUCCUACUCCCUCCACUUCUUUUAUAAAAGGAAAGAUGAAAUAAUUUACUCCAUAAAUAAGCUUUUAUUAGAUAUGUGUUGAGAUUUUCAUAAAUGUUUUCUAAUAGAACUUGUGGAUAGCUUUAUAGGAUGAUUAUCAUAGAGGAUGAAAAUAAAUUGUACAUUAAUUUUUAAAACAGCCCUUAUAAUGUAUGUACCUGAUAUUGUAGGUUUUGAUAGAAGUCAUCACAUCCUUUAUUCUUAUCCCUGUACAAUAGGCACAGCCAUGUAUAUAUUGUGGCACAAUUAUACUUCAUGGGAUAAUAUGUGAAUAUUGAAUUAUUUUGUCUACAGUUACUGCAUUCUCCUGGGCUGUGUACUUCAGCCACUGAAGUUAAUAGCAGAACUCUCAUUGACUUCACAUUGACUUAACUUUAAAAUUUGUAACAUGGCAAAUAGGGCAUGUUUGAAGGGCAGUUUAAAUAACCAGGCUGAGUUUCUUAAUCUGUGUCUAAAUUUAAAUGUUUUUGUUAUGUGACAUUUGUUUAAAGUAUUUGUUUUUCCCUGGGAAAUCAAACAUGAAAGAAUCUAAUUUUGCCUUUCCCAAAUUACUUGUGCUAUAUCUAGCCCAAAAUAGUUACUUUUAAUUCAUUGCUGCCACUAUUAUAGCAUGAGUAUGAUUUAUGUUCCGGUGGUAUAUUGAAGCUUUCUGCCACAUAUGGUAUAACACUGCUGUAUUUUCAAUUCAUGUUCUUCAGAGGUACUAGUCAUAUUUUGGAGACUACAGAUAAUGGGGCCAACAACAAAUGAAAUGUUUGAUAUUCAUUAUGUACAUACUCAUCUCUGAUUUUUGUGGAUCUCUUUAGGGACUUAAUUAAUUCUGUCAUUUUGUGGGCCCAGACUAUUAUUGAUAUUCUGUGAUGAUCAGUUCAGUGGUACUGAAUUGUUAUGUAAUUUUUCUGAGAAAUUAAGUGCUUCUAGGAAUUGCCCCUUUAUAUGGUGUAUUGACAUUUUAUGCUAAUUCUAAAAUAAAGCCACUGAGCUGCCCGUGUUUAGUGUGUAAGAGUGAAUAACUGUUACAUGUGGUGAUGUUAAAUAGGUAGACUUGAUGGAUUUUAACAAAAUUUGGAUGCUAAAAAUAAAGAUGUAUAGCAUUUUACUUUUGGCAGUUUGAUAUAUACACAUGGGAAUUACAGUUCUGCAUUCCUUGUGGGGACAAACCCCAAUGGAAAAUCUUCCCUAGAAUCAUAUUAAUGUCUGUUGUCCUUUUGUGAGCCGUCUACUCUCGUGUGAAUUUCACCUCACUGAAGUUGUUGGCAGUGCCCAGAGGAUAUAAGAAUGGGACAAAUAUGGAUUCAUCCAAGAGAGACUGAAGGUUCUGGAGACCCACUAUCUGAUCUCUUUAGUUUCUGUUCUUGUAUUUGUUGGCAAAUAAAACGUUAUUUUAAAAAAUAAACAAAUGAUAGCAGCCCAUAACUCGUGAGCCAACUGCUAAUUACAACGUGUGCCUAUAGUAUAAAGGGAAAGUUUAGCAAGGAAACAGAUUAGUUUCAUGAUUCUGAGGAUUUUAUUGUGAAUAAUGGGAGAAGUGAAGGAACUAUCUACAAAAUUACAAAAAACCUUUAAAGUCUGUCCUUUUGAAACCAUACAUUCUUUUCCAAUUCAAUGCAUACAAUAUAUGGAUUUAUGGUAACUGCUUUUUGAGCUGUUGCAAAAUGCAGUGCUUGUAAGUCAGGUUUCAGAAAAUUCUCGGGAAGUUAAGCACCAUUUUUUCCUUUUAAUUGAUAUUUGUGUGUAUUCUAAAUUUAAUUUAGCAUUACAGCUCAGUAAAUUUGAACCUAGAUAACUAUUGACAAAAUGUAACACUUCCUAACAUGCAUGUUUGAAUAAAGACAUUGAAAAAGAUAUUAAUAAAGACAUGGAAAACUCUAGCAUAAGAUUUGGUUAUCCAGUUUGUUGCUGCAUACUGAGGCUAUAGUCCAUGUGUUUAUAUUUAUCAAAAUUGUUUUAUUAGGUAAUAUUACAGAUUUUUGAAGUAUCUAUUGCUAUGUAGAAAGGACUGCAUUGCACACUGUAGCAGCACAGACUGCUGCCUUUCCAACCAAAUGAUUGUUAGCAAACAAAAAUGCAAUAGUUUUCAUAAUACUCAUUAAAGAAGCUGUUUAAACAGAAUAUGAAACAUGUAACAAGGAAUGUGGUUAAAUACAAUAUAAAAAGCAAGAAAUAAGCCUGGUGGUUGAAGAGAGAUUAGUGAAGGUCUUGGAGGCUUAGUGUAUAUCUCUCCAAAUAUAUGUGUAUGCAUAUGUCCUGCUUGAACUCAAAAAAGUCAUUAUCCAAAAUUUAAUGUAGCUAAGUUAAUAAUUUUUAAUUAAAAUGGAGAGAGGACUAGAGGAGGAUUAUGCACCCUAAAACUGCUGAAUAACAAUAUGCACAGGCUGUAUAUUUAAAACAUCUCCAAAUAAUUCUGUUGUAACUCCAUGGGUACAUGUAUUACUUUCGCCUUUAUAACUUUGAUGACUUUUACUGUCUACCAUAUAUAUUGUGCUCUUGUAAAGGUUCUCUCAUUCUGUAGGAGGGCAUCAGUGGAAGGAUUUCUCCAUGAACAUCCAGCUCUGAGGUGUAGGUUUAUGGUACGUUCCUGCAUGAAGAUGCUGCCAUGCCAUUCUUCCUUGUCCUGAAGAUGUUGAGUGCUGCCUCUUUUGAGAGUUUAGAUUAUGGAUGUUAAAAUCUAUUUAAGUAACUGUGUAACUGCUGAAAAUGUCAGCGGUUAGAGGGUGUGGGGCGGCUCCGCAGGAGCCAGUGUGCACAGGGAGUCAGCUUUUUAAGCUGACUUUCUGCACAUACUGGCUCCUGCCUGCCCUCCCCCACCCCCCACCCCCCUUUGUUGCUGCCUCUUCUACAGAGGCAGUAGUGCGGGGUGGCAGGUGGCUGCCUGGGAACCAGUGUGUACUGGGAGCCUGUGUGUAACUGAAGGCUCAUUGGUUAAUCGUGUACACAGUUACACUGCCACAUUCCUAGUUUAGACUCUCAGCACCUAGUACUAGGGCCAUUAGAAAAUCAUUUCUGUGCCAGAGAAAGCAGGUAUCAAUCAGACUUAGUGUCUUAUCUGCCCAUCUGCCUCUCUAUUUCCGUUUACUUUAUCAACUCCUUGUUCUAGCUUACAUUUAUCAUUACAAAUGAACCUUUCAGGCAGAUAUUUUGAAAGGGAUUUGGAUUCCCCAGUACAUUUCCUUGGGUGGCUUUGAAAAAAUCUGAGUCUUCAAGAUUUGUUGCCCAGUAAUAAGGCCCAGCAUAGUGUUCGGAGCUCUCCAUGGUGCUCUGGUACUGAAUCUGCUCCUUCAGUACAUCUAGUAAUCAGUCAUGCAUUGCAUAAGCUACAGGGAAGGGAAGAGAGUUUUGACUCAAAAUGCAUUUCAGCAACAGCCCCAACGUUAGAACCUCAUGGAGAGUCUGUUACUGAAAAGAAGCAGCUCAGUGCUGACGGGGGCAGGGAGGAAUAGGUAAAGACAACUUUGAUCAUGAUGGAGAUAGAAAAACAGAAUCUCUCUGUAGUAGCUUAAAUACUUCCUGCUUGCAUCCCUCAUGACUAGUCUACUGAAUACAAAAUCAAAUAAUGUUGACUGAAAACUAUAAUUUCUAGGGGAUUUUUGUAGCAAUCAGUCAACAUUUGAGUCUGUAUUGUAUGAGGAAUAAAACACUCCUGGUAGAAGCUCCUGGUUUUGCUAAACAGUAAAACUUAAAUAGGAACAAUGUUUUGAGCUUGUAACUGAGAGUCAGCAUUGAAAAUGAAUGUACUUUAAAUGGCAGUUUAGGAAAUUGAGUGGAUUUUCUUUGCCUGCCCCAAAAAAGAAUUGCUUGCCUGGGGCGAGUGAGUAGAAUUUUUCAAGACUCAUUUAUCAUUAAUCUUGGGGUAUGUAUCUCUUAAAUUCAAAACAUAAUGGAGUACAGAAUUCUAUUGCAUUUCAAUAAGCAUAGCUGAUUCCAAACUAAAUUAGCCUAUGGUACGUUGGUUUUUUUUUUAAUUAUAAGAUAAAUCAUGGACUUACGUUAGCCCUAUCUUUAUAUAGUAAUAAAUUAUUAGCAGUGGUUUGUAAAUUAGCACUCAUUUAGCUCCUUGGUAUUUUCUUCCUAGAUGUACAUUGCACAAUGUGAGGGUUGACUAGUAAAUAUUUCCAGAUGAAAAAUUAGUUUACUUGUUUAUUGUUUAUAAAUAUUAAAGUGCAAACCUGUUACCAUGCUUAUGGACACUAAAUAGAACAACAUGUCACAAGAAAUUGAAAAAUUUAGAUUUUCCCUUUACAAAUAUGAACAGUCUUCAUUUGAUAUAUAUUAAUUCAAAAGAAAAUUAUUUUCCCUCAUGUAAGUAAUAGCCUUUGAGACUUAAUCAGAUGAGUUUUGAAGUUUCAUUCAAUUCAAAAUGACUAAUGUAAAUGUAGUUAUAGAAUAAGAGCAGUCUGUGCACCAUUUCUGGUAUGGGCUUUUGGCAGAAGUAGUGCGUGAUUUGCAAAUGGUGAAAAAUCCAGUAGGUACUUUUUGUCUCCAAUGCCACUCCACACUGCUGCCUCUGAAUCAGUCCUCUUUCAGGCACUGGCCCUGGCUGUGGGGUGUGUGUGUGUGUGUGUGUGUGUUUCAUAUGUGUGUCUUCAUAAGCCAAAGUACCCAUUUAUGUAUUUUAUGCCAAUGUUUCACCUGUUUUAUAUAAAUGGUUCGUUAAUGUAUCUGAUAUUAUUAGAUAUCAUUAUUGUGUCUGUCAUUGUUUCUGCCUGGCACUUGAAUUCAAUGAGUAUUCUCAACUUUAUCACUAUUAACAGUCUGUUUUCUGUUAAAUAGUUUGAAUUUUUUGAUCACUUAUAUGCUGUUUGAAUUCUAAAGUGUCAAUUUGCAAAUGUACUUUGUAAAUAGCUCACGCAAUGCAAUUUUUCCAAUUAUUACCAAUAAAGCAGUUAUGCCAGAUAAAACACUCUUGUAUGCUUCUG